AUGGCAACGUUGAGUAUCACAUACUUGAAUUUCUUCUCAUCCUUUGCCUUCUCCGCCACACUCCUGACGUCGUGGGAGGCUGUUGGUGGCAGCCUACUGGCAGGUCUCGCCAAUGGAGGUCUUUUCGUGGGCUGCACUCGUCUGAUUGCUGCGCUGUAUUUCAUCGGCACCGAGAUCGAAGGAAUGGUUGUUCUCGCACAUUCCGAGUACAAAUCCCCAAGAUGGCACCGUACCUUACUGAUGUGGGCUGUUGUGCUGAUUCCCAUCGUCAUCAACAUCUUUGCUCGUCGGAUGCUUGCCGUCAUCGAAGUGGCUGCGGGCAUCAUGCAUAUUGUAUUCAUGCCAGUGUCCGUCGCCACGAUGGUUAUACUUGCUCCUCGAAAUCCCAAUGCGUUUGUCUGGGAUAAUUUUGUCGGUAGUCUCACGGGCUGGCAGAACCCGGGGGUAGUUUUCUCCAUUGGACUUCUGGAUGUGAUUGCACCGUUAAGAGUCGACGGAGUCAUCCGCAUGGCAGAGGAAGUCAAGAACGCUCAAACCGUCAUCCCGCGCCCCAUGAUCUGGGGUACGGCGAUUAAAUCUAUUAUGGCCUUCAGCUGUAUAAUCACAGUUCUCUACUGCGCAGUCCAACUGGAUACCCAAUCAUCCAAAUCGUCUAUCAAGCCAUGGGGUCGAAACCCGCUACCCCCGCCUCCGUCACUCGUUCCACCUGGUUCUUUGCUCGAGAUAAUGGUCUGCUUUCUCCGACUUCUUCGAAAAGAUCAAUCAGCGAUACAAGACUCCGAUACGAGCUUGUUUCUUGUCGCGUCGUGCUUCUUCAUCCUUUCGUUUAUCCAGAUCGGUUCCACCGCUGCUGUUAAUGCCGUCUUGUCUCUGGGUGCCAUGGGACUAGACAUCUCGUAUCUGCUACCGCUGGGAUUUCUCGCUUUUAAGCGCGUCGUCACACCGGGGGAUGUCUCAAAGGGCUCGUUUUCGCUCAGGAGAUGGGGUCUCCCUGUGAACUUGGUGGCGAUUAUUUUUGCGACGUAUUUGAUAUCUUCUUGCCCUUCCGUCUGA
Molecule: messenger RNA, 1053 nt
Organism: Aspergillus tanneri
Lineage: Eukaryota; Fungi; Ascomycota; Eurotiomycetes; Eurotiales; Aspergillaceae
Exons: 5
Coding region: 1-1053 (350 amino acids)
Biological process (GO): transmembrane transport
Cellular component (GO): membrane
Molecular function (GO): transmembrane transporter activity
Source: RefSeq, a predicted model, not a curated record